AUGAUCAACAAUUGGCUGAGAACAUUGGAUGAUAAAUCGAGCUAUCUGCGGAUCGUUUUCCUCGAUUUCAGUAAAGCGUUCGACCGCAUCGACCAUAAUAUCCUGGUCCCAAAGUUGCUGGCCCUUGGCGUCAGAUUGUCGCUUAUUCCAUGGAUAUGCAGCUUUCUCUUAAAUCGCCGUCAAUCGGUAAAGAUCGACAAUUUCCAAUCUGAUUGGGGCAUCAAUAACGCAGGUGUCCCUCAAGGAACCAAAUUGGACCCUAUUUUGUUCAUAAUUAUGAUCAACGAUCUUGAAUUGGCAUCCUCUAGCACUGACCAUUGGAAAUACGUGGAUGAUGUAACAAUAUCGGAGUCCUUAAAGAAAAAUGAAGUUUCAGUCCUACAAUCUGAUCUUAACACAAUUGAAAGAUGGACUGUUAAUAACAACAUGAAAUUGAACGGAAAGAAAUGCAAAGAAAUGAUAGUGAGUUUCGUCCGUAGCGAGAAUGACAUCCCCCGGCUCCUCAUUGAUGGUUUACCUCUAGACUUAGUUCCUUCUUUCAAAAUUUUGGGCUUAACCAUGAACAAUAAAUUGAAAUGGCAAGAUAACACUGAAGCGUUAGUUAAAAAAGCCUCAAAACGCUUAUACAUUAUUCGUGUCCUACAGCGCUGUGGUCUUUCCCCCAAUGACCUCUUACUAGUCUACUUUUCUAUGGUGCGCUCUAUCUUAGAAUAUGCCUGUCCUGUCUGGCACACCAUGUUACCAAAGUGUUUGGGGGUUAAAAUUGAAAAAGUUCAAAAAAGAGCUUUCCGUAUUAUUUAUCCGACAACAGAUUGCGAAGAUGCUCUCAACAUCGCUAAAUGCAAGCGCCUUGUCGACAGACGUCAAGAGCUAUGUGCUAAAACAUUAAAAAAGAUCUUAAAACCCGAUGCUCACCUCAACCACCUCUUACCCCCACUCCGUGAAGAAUCGCAUGAACUGGACUUAAGAAACAAUUCUAACUUCACAUUAACUAAAUGCAGAACGGAACGUUUUAAAACUAGUUUUAUACCAGCAAUGACUGCUAAUUUUAAUAGAAAAUAA
Paramuricea clavata is the source of this 1062-nucleotide messenger RNA. Lineage: Eukaryota; Metazoa; Cnidaria; Anthozoa; Malacalcyonacea; Plexauridae. The record is from the annotation of a GenBank genome assembly.